Notolabrus celidotus (New Zealand spotty) is the source of this 2442-nucleotide messenger RNA. Its product is annotated as STAM-binding protein-like A. Gene Ontology annotation, biological process: protein K63-linked deubiquitination. Gene Ontology annotation, cellular component: endosome; cleavage furrow. The transcript has 10 exons. Bases 166 to 1452 code for a protein of 428 amino acids. The record is from RefSeq and is a predicted model, not a curated record. NCBI's taxonomy places the organism in Eukaryota, Metazoa, Chordata, Actinopteri, Labriformes, Labridae. Gene Ontology annotation, molecular function: K63-linked deubiquitinase activity; protein binding; metal-dependent deubiquitinase activity.
CGGAAGUGGUUUUGAUUGCGGAAGUGCAGAGCUGCUGAAGGCGCUGCCCACAGUAGCAGUCUGGUUUAGGACCCUGUUAUUUGAUCGCAUUUUGAUCCAGCUGUAUGUAGGCCUCUGGGAGCUUCGGUUAACAGCUCGAUCGGUGUUCCAGGUUGAGCUGCCGUGAUGGCGGACCACACUGACGUCAGCCUGCAGCCGGAGGAGCGAGUCCGAGCUCUGACCAAGAAGGGAAGCUCCGUGGAGGUGAACGACGACGUUCCUCCGCGCCGCUACUUCCGCUCCGGCAUGGAGAUGAUCCGCAUGGCUAACGUGUACACAGAGGAGGGCAACAUCGAGCACGCCUUCGUCCUUUACAAUAAAUACAUCACGCUCUUUAUAGAAAAACUUCCAAAGCACCGGGAUUACAAAACAGCAAACAUCCCUGAGAAGAAGGACACACUAAAGAAACUGAAGGACGUGGCGUUUCCUCAGGCAGAGGUUCUGAAAAAAUCUCUUCUGAAGAGAUUUGAUCAAGAGUAUGCACAGUACCUCGUCAAAAAGAAAGAGGAGGACGAGGCCAUGGCGAAGGAGCAGUCCAAGCAGCGGGCGCUGGACGCUGAGCGGGAACGCGUGGCGGAGAUGCAGCGGCGGCAGCGGGAGCAGGAGCAGUUCAGUGCCUUCGAGGCGAUGAUACGCCGCCAGGAGCUGGAGAAGGAGCGUCAGCGUGUGCUCUUGGAGUUUGCUACCCCUGCUACACCUUCCCCUGAUCUGCCCCUCAUCCCAGGCAUCCAAGGCCCCUCACCGGUCUCCCCCUCCGCCCCCCAGAGCCCAGGGGACCUCACCGGCAACAACCAAUACCCCCGCCCUCAAUCAACCAGCGGCCCGCCCACCUUCGACCGCUCGCUGAAGCCGGGCUCUCUGGUCAGCCCCGGGAACAACAAUACAAUGGUGGAUGCCCUGCGGCAGUUGGCUGUCCCCGCUGAGCUGUGCCGGAGCUUUCUGAGGCUGGCCGAGUCCAACACAAGCCGAGCUGUAGAAACUUGUGGCAUCCUGUGUGGCAAACUGACGAGAAAUGCGUUCACCGUGACCCACGUCAUCGUACCAAAGCAGUCUGGGGGACCCGACUAUUGUGACACAGAAAACGAGGAGGAACUCUUCCUCAUACAGGACCAGUACGAUCUCAUCACCCUCGGCUGGAUACAUACUCACCCCACACAGACGGCCUUCCUGUCCAGCGUGGACCUCCACACACACUGCUCCUACCAGAUGAUGCUGCCGGAGGCCAUCGCUAUCGUCUGCUCGCCCAAGUUCAAUGAAAUCGGCUACUUCAGAUUGACAGAUCGAGGAACAGAGGAGAUCUCCACGUGUAAACAGAAAGGCUUUCACCCUCACAGCAAAGACCCCCCUCUAUUUACACACGCAGCCCACGUCAACAUCACAGACGACACUGUGUCCAUGAUGGAUCUGCGGUGAUCGUGUUGUUAUUCCUUCUCCACCAGAACACUCACAGACUGUUUUAAAAAAAACAAAAAAACACUGCAGACAUUAAACUGGAGAAAACACUCUUGUUGUUUUAUAAGGACGGCACUGAGCAGACGCCGGAUGCGUUUACCAUUUUUAUGGACUCUAAUUGUUUUCAAAGGGGGAUGACAUUGUGAACUCUUUUUCUUUUUUUUUUUGCUCUUAAAGAAAAAAACAACAUAUUAUUGCACUUUCCAGGCAAACAACUUCUACCCGCUUCAUGGACCGGUGAAGCUCUGGCUCUUCAACCCCUCUGCUCUGUCAGUGUGUGCUCAUAAUCCUCACUGUUCCAUUUGUUUCAGCCAUUAUUAAAAGACAUGUACGUCUCUGUGUGAAGUGUCCGGUAAUCCAAUCCUUGUUUGUCAUCAAAGUUUGGUUCAGCCUGAGAGAUUAAGUGCCAAGGAUAAGAUCAUUCUCAUGUCGGCGAGUUGUUUGUUGUGCAUCACGAAGUCUUUGUUGUUCCUUCGUCUCGUUGUGUUUCCCUCAUAAGCUGUUGAAGUGCUCUGAGUGACGAGAGAAAAAACAGCCAGUUGUAACUCAGGUAUGCAGGCAGAGCUACUGCUCUGUAUUAUAUUUUUAUAUACAAACACUCUCACUCCACGGUAUCCUUUAUCCUUAAAGGGUUUUGUUGAAGUUUAACCCCCUGCUUAUGAUGGAUCCAUCACCUUCCUGUCUUUAUUUCCUCAUUCUUCCUUUGUGUUUCUUCGGGGGAAGCUUUCGGUUAAACCCUCUAAAAAGUGUCUGAGCUUCAGAGAGAACGUGCAACAGGAAAUCUGAAUGUACCUUCUGCUACACGUUACUAACUGCCUGACUAUGUUUCAUGCCUCUUAACUGUUUCUGUUUGCUCCCUUCUCUUGAGAGAAGAAGUAAAUGAUUAGCCAUAAAUGUGAGAAAACCUACAAAGAAUCAAAUGCCAAGAAAAAUAAACUCAUUGUAGAUUAA